This is a messenger RNA of Letharia lupina, 4359 nucleotides long. RefSeq lists its product as uncharacterized. The record is from RefSeq and is a predicted model, not a curated record. The transcript has 12 exons. Gene Ontology annotation, cellular component: RISC complex; cytoplasm; nucleus. The coding region runs from base 1 to 4359 and encodes 1452 amino acids. Gene Ontology annotation, biological process: siRNA processing. Lineage: Eukaryota; Fungi; Ascomycota; Lecanoromycetes; Lecanorales; Parmeliaceae. Gene Ontology annotation, molecular function: RNA binding; ribonuclease III activity; ATP binding.
AUGUCUUCUCCGAACCUGUUGUCAACGGUCGAGCUGUCAGGCAGAAACGUCGUCGUUCAUGAGGAGCCCACCGUGCACAAUGGAGUUUCAGGGCUAGACAGAGCCUUCCAGCCACGGUCUUAUCAGCUCGAGAUGCUCGAGGAGAGCAUGCGGAGAAACAUCAUUGUUGCUAUGGACACUGGAUCAGGAAAGACAUUUGUAGCGAUUCUGCGUAUACAAGCCGAGCUAGAACGAUGUCCAUCCGGUAAAUUGGUCUGGUUUUGCGUUCCAACGGUUGUCUUGGCCAUCCAGCAACAUGACGCUUUAUCGACCCAGCUACCUGCAUUUCAGGCAAGGGUGCUUUCAGGAGCCGACAAUGUUGAGUUCUGGACUGAACAGUGUAUAUGGGAUGAUGUACUCAAGGGCAUCGAUAUCGUCAUUUCCACACAUCAGGUGCUCUUGGAUGCACUCCUCCAUGGUUUUGUACAAAUGAACCAAUUAGCGUUGUUAGUAUUCGACGAAGCACAUUCUUGCACGGGCAAUCACCCAUCAAGCAGGAUACUGCGGGACUUCUACCAUGCAUCCCCGGCUGAAGCCCGACCUUCGAUACUUGGCCUUUCUGCCAGUCCGGUUGUCAAUAGUAAGGCUGGAAAUCUUGGGUUACUUGAGUCCAACCUAAACGCAAUUUCCCGGACCCCAAAGAUUCAUCGUGACGAGAUGCUUCAAUUUGUGCAUCAACCUGAACUGAUCAAGCUCGUGUAUUUACCCAAUGGUCCACAAUUCAUAGCUCCUCAAGCUUUAGAGAGCCUAAGAAAAGUUUAUGAAGGCCUUGAUAUUGAGCAAGACCCUUGGAUCAUUAAGAUGAAGUCUGAUCCAAGCACUUGCAACGCUAAAGCUCUUAACAAAGCUUUGAUAAGCAACAAGACAUACUGCCACGAUCAGAUAAAGGGUCUGUACGACAAAGCACUAGCCGUUCAUCACGAACUUGGGUCAUUCGCCACCGAAUACUAUAUACGACAAUGUGUCGCCAAAUUGCGACGGGGAGCGGGUGAAGGCUCCGUCAUAGAAGGCCUGGAAGACCGCGAGAAGAUAUAUUUACGGAGGAAAUUUGCCGAAGUUGUGGUCUUCGAACCAGACGGUUGCCCGUUGGAAAGCCAUCAUAUCACACCUAAAGUGCGGAGUCUGAUUCAAUGUCUGUGGAACAUGGACUCUACAACAUUCUCGGGCCUCAUCUUUGUGCGCACAAGGGCGGAAGUGGCUGUGUUGUCCCAUAUACUUUCAAUACAAGCCCCGUGGUUCAAAGUCGCAACAUUCGUAGGGGAGUCUGGUUUCUCUGGCCGUCGAAAUACAGUUGGCGACUUGGUGGACCUCAAAAACCAGAAAGGAACCUUGGAUGAUCUCCGUUUUGGCAGGAAGAACCUGAUUGUCACUACUAACGCCCUAGAAGAGGGUAUCGAUGUAUCGGCCUGCAACGUAGUCAUUUGUUUUAACAAACCUCCAAACUUGAAGUCUUUCAUCCAGCGAAGGGGUCGCGCAAGGAGGGCAGCGUCCAAGUAUAUCAUCAUGUUCGAGGAUGACGGCCUCCAAAAUAGGGCCGUGUCGACCUGGCUUGAGCUUGAAGACGAGAUGAGAAGGACGUACAUGGAUGAAUUGCGACUUUUCCAAAAGAUUCAAAGGCUAGAAUCUGUAGAAGAGACGGCCGAUCGAAUUUUUUUGGUUCAAUCAAGUGGGGCCAGGCUCACCCUAGACGACGCUGUUCAGCACCUCUAUCACUUCUGCGCUGUUCUGCCAGCAGCGCCAUAUGUGGAUCCUAAUCCAAUAUUCACGUUUGAAGAACAUUCCUCUGGUGGCGAUGGAAAAUCAAUCUCGGCGAAAGUAUUGCUGCCAAAUUCGGUCGAUGCCUCUGUUCGCAGCGCUUGCAGCAAAUCCACGUGGAUCACUGAAAAGAUGGCCCGAAAGGAUGCGGCCUUUGAGGCUUACAAAGCUUUGCACCAUGCAGGUCUUGUGAACGAUAACCUCCUACCAUUAGGACAUGUGGAUGAAGCAGUAGAUGAAGCGUAUGGCGCUGUUGAGAAGCGUCCAAGUAUUGUAAAAGUUUCCGACCAGAUUGACGUAUGGCCUUCUGUUGCACAGUGUUGGAACGAUUCAGCCCAUAUUUACGGAUCCCUCGUCAAAAUCGCGGGACAAAGCCAGGUCAGAACCGAUAUGAUAAUGCUACUGCCAGUCAGAACCCCAGUGAUUGCCGGUACAACCGACUUAUAUUGGGACCAAAACACCACGUUCCAAUUGGUCAUUGAGCCUGAAUCAACGAUCCUUUCCCCAGCGGUCACAGCUUCGGCUGCCCAGAUUACGUUUCUUUUGCUGGAAUCUGUUUUCAGAGGGAGGGUGGACUAUGGCCGUUACGACUUCACGGCCCUUUUCAUGCCUUCAAAUGGACGUUGGCAGAGAUACGUUAUAUAUCCAUCUUUGGAAGACACACUCCCUGACGACACCACCAAAGCUCUUCAGAAUAAGAAUACCGAGCCUUGCUUGUUGGAAAAGACGCAGUGCCAACCCUCUGAAUGCGUGCAUGAUGGCAGCACGCAGCUCGAUCGAGCUGAUUCCAGCCAUUGUGUUUAUUUGGAGGUGAAAAGAUUGCCGAAGAGAGCCGACUUUCUGCAUCCGGUCCCCAGCGGUAAUGCAAGUUUUGCCAAACAGUCUGGACUCCAGCGGCUGCCUGCGAACGAAUGUGAGGUGGGCAGGUUACCCUUCAGCUACUCCCGUUUUGCGAUGUUUGUUCCAUCCAUUCUUCACAAGGUCCAAGUAGCCAUGAUUGUGGAACGCCUUUGCAACACGGUCCUUUCCCCGCUACAAUUUCAAGAUCGAAGCCUUGUGACCACAGCGAUCAGCGCUUCCUCGGCACAUGAAGCUACGGACUAUCAGCGCCUUGAGACGCUUGGUGACAGCGUCCUGAAGUAUAUGACCUCACUGACCCUAAUGGCAGAACAUCUAAACUACCAUGAAGGUAUCCUUUCGCAUAAGAAAGACCACAUAGUGUCCAACAGCUCGCUUGCCACAGCAGCCAUGCGGACGGGAUUGGACCGAUUCAUCAUCACGAAACCAUUCACUGGCCAAAAGUGGCGGCCGCUAUACAAUGGUAGAUUAGCUGCGAACCAGCUCGAGCGCACUCGUGAGAUGUCUACCAAGACACUUGCGGAUGUUGUAGAGGCCCUGAUAGGCGCUUCAUAUCUUGAUGGGGGGUCACAAAAGGCAGCCGCUUGUCUGGAGGUUUUUCUGCCAGAAGUACCGUGGUCCACAGCUUUGCGGGCGAGCCAGAUACUGUAUGGGGUAUACAAGCUUCAGGUUCCGGUAUCCAAUCAUGUCGUCGAAGCCGAAAAGGUGAUCUCGCAUGACUUUAGCCUCAAAGCUCUCGUUGUCGAAGCCCUCACCCAUCCUUCCCACUAUGGACCCAACACCAGCUCAUCAUACCAGCGACUGGAAUAUUGCGGAGACGCCAUACUUGACAUCAUCGUCACCACGACUGCAUUUGCCCGCAACCCCCCUCUCCCGACGCACAAAUUGCAUCUUAUCCGCGCUGCUUUGGUCAAUUCUAACUUCCUUGGGUUUCUUUGCCUCACUCUUUCGACCUCCAUUAGUCGCUUUGAGGUUCUCGGCAACGUAUCACAGUCAAUCUCCACCACAGGUGUGUCCCGCCCCUUCUACCUAUGGCAGUCAAUGCGUCAUGCCUCGCCGUCUGUUGGUCUCGCGCAACAAGAUUGCCUUACGCGCUACAAGCUCUUCCACACGAUUAUAUCAAGUUCUCUAGCUCAUGGAAACCAUUAUCCCUGGACCGCUCUUGCGCGGCUGCAACCGCCCAAAUUCUUCUCAGAUAUCGUUGAAUCAAUUUUGGGUGCCAUAUACAUCGACACCCACGGAUCUUUGUCUGAAUGUGAAAGUUUCCUCGAGCACCUCGGGCUGAUGCCCUACCUGCGCCGAGUCUUGGACAACGAGAUAGCAAUACUGCAUCCAAAAGAGGAGCUGGGCCAAUUGGCCGACCAAGACAAGGUCAGAUAUGUUCUCGGAAAGGAAGGUGAAGAGGGCGAGGAGCGUCUGACUUGUACCGUCAUUGUGGGAGAGAGGUCGAUUUUAAGGAUUGGGGAUGGUUUUAGCACCAUGGAAGUGCAAACGAGGGCGGCGGAUGAAGCAUGUAAUAUUCUGAGAAGGGAGAGGUCAAGUUCGGGUCACGGAGGCUGUAAAGAAGUUGUCAAAGUAACAAGGGCGGACGGACAGGGGGGGAAUGACGAGACAUUGAGUGAGGACGAGGAUGAAGUCAAGGAGGGUCAAAUAACAGGAGGGGCAGAGUACGACAGUGAUGAAAUAAUGACCGCUGACGAAUGUUAA